AUGCGUCUCGACAACAAUCUUCUGUCUUUGGCUUUCCUUCCAGCGUUGGGUUUGACCCUCGACUACAAUCCGUCACCAACCGUGACAAUUGAUGCAGGAGUAUUACUAGGAAAGGCUACAGCUCUCCCUAAUGGGCUAGGACCAUCGGUCAAUCAAUUUCUUGGAGUUCCCUUUGCUCAGUCACCACCCGAGAGAUUUUCGCCGCCGCGUAAUGUCACAGCCUUCAGCCAACGUCUGAACGCUACGGAAUGGAAGCCAGCCUGUAUCCAGCAGUUUAGAUACCCGCAAGUAAGCUCACAAUUUACGCAAAGCGUGUUCAACAACCCACCACCGGUGGAGUCUGAGGAUUGCUUGUAUCUCAACGUCUACGCUCCUUCUGGAUCGCCAGGCGGUAAUGGAAGAGCCGUGAUGUUUUGGAUCUAUGGGGGCUCGCUGCAGUUUGGCAAUGCCGGCCAGCAGAACUACGAUGGCAGUGCAUUCGCAGCAUACGAGGAUGUCAUUGUUGUGACCACAAACUACCGAACCAAUGUGUUUGGUUUUCCAGCCUCCCCCGAGCUCCCCGCAACUGGAAAGAAUCUCGGUUUCCUCGACCAGCGUUUCGCACUUGACUGGGUGCAGCGCAACAUCCACGCUUUUGGUGGCGACCCAACCAAGGUUACCAUCUUCGGCGAGAGCGCCGGAGCCUUCUCCGUUGAUGCACUCUUGACCAGCUACCCCAAAAACAGCAAGCCUCCGUUCCGUGCUGCGAUCCUGCAAAGCGGCCAAUACAGUUACCGGCCUGCUCCACAGACCUCCAGUAUCUCUGCAUGGAACAAUCUCACGGCAUCACUCAAAUGCCCAGGUACAUAUGGAAGUAACCUGACUUGCGUACGCGCAGCGAAUGCGACCGAGGUUAAGAGAGUCGUCGAAAUGAACUCGUUGGUCUUUAGCCCUGUCGCAGACAAUGUGACGCUUGUUCAGAACCCGGCAGCACGCAGGUUGAGCGGUAACAUCUCGCACAUCCCUGUAUUAGGAGGCUCAAACUCGCAGGAAGGACGAGUCUUCGCGGUUGGCCAAACCAACCUUUCUGCCUUUCUGCAAACCAGCUUCAGCGCAGCGCCCGCACUGAUACCAGCAAUUGCAGCAGCCUACUCCAUCGGUAGUCCAGGCAUUACUAAUGGCUACGAUGCAAUCUCUGCAGUCAUCACUGAUCUGACAUAUCAAUGUCCGGCAGCUCUUUGGGCCAACGCAACAGCCUCCAUUGGUAUCCCUACUUGGCGCUAUUUCUUCAACGCUUCCUUCUCUAACACCCAGGCUUUCCCGCGAUUAGGCGCAUACCACGCGUCUGAGAUUCCUCUUAUCUUUCGUACUUACAACAAGGCCAAUACUACAACGCAGGAGUAUGCGCUUUCUUCUUUCAUGCAAGGCGCAUGGGCGCGGUUUGCAAAGAACCCCCUGGCCGGUCCGGGAUGGAACGCUGUUGGUACUGGUCAGGCUGGCUCAGUACUUUCCGGUGCUUACGACCAGGCUGUUAGUGGUCUGUACUACGGAAGCAACGGAAACGUGACAACUGGUGAUUGGAAUCUAGGCGUGCUAGGGGAUGUAGGAAAAGUGAAGGGUGGAGGUGUGACAAUGCUGCCGCAGAGCCAAGUGGACUACAGAUGCAACUUGUACAAGCCGAUCUACCAGGCCAUCGUAGGUACAGCUGGAAUACCGCCCAGUUUGUAG
Messenger RNA from Ascochyta rabiei, 1707 nucleotides. RefSeq lists its product as uncharacterized. Bases 1 to 1707 code for a protein of 568 amino acids. The transcript has 6 exons. Lineage: Eukaryota; Fungi; Ascomycota; Dothideomycetes; Pleosporales; Didymellaceae. Gene Ontology annotation, molecular function: carboxylic ester hydrolase activity. The record is from RefSeq and is a predicted model, not a curated record.